AUGUCGAACAGAAGACUUGUUAACAGGGCUCGUGCCAACGAACCUGCUUCUCACGCCUCUUCUCACCGCCAACCUCGAGCCUCUGAGACACCUGCUCGCCAGCAGCAGGCGCGUCAACUAGAGCUGCCUCCCUACGAACCCCCGGCUUGCCCUUUGUCUGCAGAUGCCCAGCAGAAGCUGCGCGAUCUGCAGAAUCCUCAUGUCUAUGCGAAAUACAAGUCUCAUAUUGUGGGCGCCAUCAAGGUUCUGACCAACGCCACAGCAGACGUCAACGAUAGAUAUGCUGUCCGAAAACGGGCACUUGAGAUAAAUAAGGGCAAACGCCAACGUGAUGGGGUGCCCGACGAGAACAGAACAGAAGACGAGAAAUCGAAUGCGAUGUGGACCAAGCAGCUAGGCAAGAAGGCCCCGGAGGAAACGGAAAGGGCCGAGGCAGCCGUAAGGGAAUUGAUUGACUAUGGGGAUGAAUUGGCGAUGCAGGAAGGCAUUGUCAAAGACGUGAGCAUGAAGAUUGCAUCCGCAGCUGUCCCUCGGCCUGUGGCUUCUCGGAUACCUAGGCCUCCUGUUGGGGGCCAUGAUGAGAACGAGGACGAAGAGGAUGAACCCGAGCGUGAAAUCCGGGCUGAGGAGGUUGAGAAUGUGAGUGCAGUUGAAUUGCUCCGGAAGGCAAAGGAAGACUAUGCAAAUAAUUACAACUCAAAAAGCAAGACGUCAAGAUACGCCAGCCACAAUGAAUACAUAGGUUUCAAGGCUUCUGUACACGAUGCCCAGACCCAAGACUCCGGAGCUCCUGCUCCUCCCGCGAGCACUUGGUUUCCAGACGAGGCUCCAGCUUCCGGCGCUGGGUCUCGGAGACGUCGUAACAAUCUCACGGACAAUACAGAUAACGGCGAUGAGAGUGAUGACGACGUCGUUAUUGCCAGUGCCUCGGAAAUCCUAAAGUGCCCUCUCACUCUCAGAUACUUCGAAGAGCCUUACAGCAACAAGAAAUGCAAGCACACUUUUGAGAAGCAGCCCAUCCUCGAAUAUCACCGCAAUAAUGCCAUCCAGUUCAGAGGAACCGAGAAGAUUGUCAAGUGCCCUCAGACAGGCUGCGACGUGAUGCUUGCGUUGAGCGACUUCAGAGAUGACCCAGCCAUUAUGAGGAAAGUGCAACGAGCGCAGCGGAGAGAACUCGCCGACGCUCAAGAUGAUGACGAUGGUGGACCCCGUGGGACGCAAUCCAAUCGUCCGGAGCAAAUCGACGACGACGAAGAUGAUGAUGAUGGUGCUGUCGACAUCGACGAGGAAGACUAG
Messenger RNA from Drepanopeziza brunnea f. sp. 'multigermtubi' MB_m1, 1296 nucleotides. RefSeq lists its product as uncharacterized. The record is from RefSeq and is a predicted model, not a curated record. Gene Ontology annotation, molecular function: SUMO ligase activity; zinc ion binding. Lineage: Eukaryota; Fungi; Ascomycota; Leotiomycetes; Helotiales; Drepanopezizaceae. Gene Ontology annotation, cellular component: nucleus; Smc5-Smc6 complex. Gene Ontology annotation, biological process: protein sumoylation; double-strand break repair via homologous recombination.